GGCGGUAGAAUAGUGGAAUAGAAAAAGAAAGCAGAAGGAGAAAAAUGUCCAUGUGAGUUAGCUCGCUCCACUUCCUUCUUCCUUCCCCAUGAGAGGGAUACGUCAGAUGUUGAAUAGAUGCUGAGUAACGGGACAAUAGCUGUCGACGCCAUACGCAAUGCCGAGGGCGUUAGUGAGCACCUUGGUUCGUCGUUCGGAACCCUUGACCGUCCGCCGAACAGCGAGCAAUAUCUGUAUGCUAUAAUUCUUACUCCCCCUCGUGACUUAAUUAAUCUCAAGGGGUCAUUUUCUUGCUCCGUCUGCUAACUAUUGAAUAGUGGAUCGUCGUGCAGUGGCUACUCAUAUAGAAAAGAAAUAAAUUUGUCGCGGUUGUCCACAAAUUCCAUGUGUCGGACAGCGCGGCUGCUCCCUAAUGGCCAGCCAUCUGGAGAGGGCCCCCUUCCAAUUCUUAACUCCCCCAUGCCCUACUCGAAUGUGGGGCGAAUAGGGGGGAUAAGGAAAGGGAACAAAGAGGAUCGUCCACGGUGUUUGGCAAAUUCUCGGCCAUAGAUCCCGAGAACUAGUCAUCAGCAACAACGAGAGAAGCCAAGUAGUCUUCUGGGCUGGCUGUGUCCGCCAUCCCUGAAGGGGGCGAAGGAAAAGAAAAAGAAAAAGAAAAAGAAAAAGAAUGAGAAAAGGUUUCUCGCAUUGGAUCAGUUUGCCAACAUAGAAGGGGUAUGGUCUCAUAAUCUUUCAGGAUAAUGUUUAUUUUUAAAGAAAGAGCGAGAAAUAAAAAUGCGGUCCAGUAUGAAAAAAACCUAUCACCGACAUCCCCUCCACCUCAUGAAAAGUUGAAAACCUCCGGUUCUAGCAACCAAUCCCAACGCCAGCGCUGAUACACGAAACAGGAUACCUGUUUGCGCGAGUACAUAUACCAAAGGAUCGAUCGACACCUGAAGGGAAUAAAAUUAUUUGGGUCAACUCAAGCCCACGUGAUAAGAUCAUGGAACUGGACUAGAUACCAUCGGGGUAAAGGGGGGAGGGGGGAAGUGAUAAAAAAGUGACAAAAUAUAAGAUGGUAACAAACCUUCCACCACGCUCAAGAGAAGCCGCUUAGUUCUUGACGCCUUAUGGUGAUGAGCUCGGCACCUCACUCUGCGUCUCGUCUCGUCAUCUCACUCCUUUUCAUCCUUCGUUCCUCCAUUUCCUUUCCCCAAAGCUCCAGCACCGCCUCUUUCUUCCUAUCUCUAACGGCCCGUUCGAUUUCGUCCGCAAGUUCCGAAAGGCCUUGAUAUACUUCUUGUUUUCUUCCUUCCCAUUGUUGCUCUUCUUCUUGGUCACCCUCAUCCUCCCAGGAGUCCUUCCUUCGCGCCAUCUCGUCCUUAAGCGCGAGGGUCAGCUCCCUUGUCAACGCCUCCAUUCGGUCGUAGCGGCUCUUCCUCUCCUGUUUGCUUAGUCGUCUCGGAGCUUUCUGGGCCGAUUGCCCUCCCGAGGUUGACCUUGAGGCUGUUGAGUUUUUUCUAGAAAGGAAACUGAAAGGAGGAGGAGGAUCCAUAGGGGGCCAACAUGGAUCUCAGUUCACAAGCAAUUAUUUGACAAGAGGGGUUUGAACGGCUUUAAAAUAGCAAAAUCUCGGGCUUUGAUGUGAAAAGACGAGUUCCUAAUAUUUGCAAACGGAUGUUCUUGGAGAAGUUGGACUGGAAGUAUGUCAGGUGCUGUUGCCCCAGGUCCGUGGAGGGGAAAGGAGGGGAGAGAGGACGGAGGAUGUGGGAGUGAAGGGUUGGUAACAGAGCAAGUCAAGUGCGGGGUGAGCUGACGAAUUUCGAACGUGUUCGAACGCCAGAGCAAGAUCUGAGUGAUUUGUCUCCAAACCUUUACAUAUCGUCAAUCGGGAUUUCGACACCACUAGAAGAUUCGCGAACCGAUACCCAAGGAUCGUACAGACGAAGCCCCCCAAUUUUUCCGAGAGUCCUGAGGCACCUUUCGCGAGUUUUCAGCCACAACCUAGUGCUGGGUUAUCCCCGCCUCUCGCAGCCUUCACCACUACUACUGCUGACCAAACGAAACUGAUCCUUUUCCUUUUGUUUGGGAAGCUUCUUUUCCUUAUUUGCCACUCUAACCGGGUCAUUUUCUCCCUAUUUUGCAUCUUUUCACCUGUUACUUUUCCUAUUAGAUACCUAGAAAAGGGUAGUCUGCUGCUAUGGAAAAGAUUCCACUCAACGGAAGAGAUACUUGGGGGGUAGAUAGAAUGCAAGAAGAAAAGUACAAUUUCAUG
This is a messenger RNA of Tuber aestivum (summer truffle), 2254 nucleotides long. The record is from the annotation of a GenBank genome assembly. NCBI's taxonomy places the organism in Eukaryota, Fungi, Ascomycota, Pezizomycetes, Pezizales, Tuberaceae.